Oryza sativa Japonica Group (Japanese rice) is the source of this 1362-nucleotide messenger RNA. Its product is annotated as mitochondrial dicarboxylate/tricarboxylate transporter DTC. The record is from RefSeq and is a predicted model, not a curated record. Gene Ontology annotation, biological process: transmembrane transport. Gene Ontology annotation, molecular function: transmembrane transporter activity. NCBI's taxonomy places the organism in Eukaryota, Viridiplantae, Streptophyta, Magnoliopsida, Poales, Poaceae.
UCUCCUCGGCAUUGCGAGCGCCCAUGGAUUGGACACGCGUCUCUCUCGCCUCCUUCCCACUCCCACCACCACCACUGCCUCUUCCUCUUCUCCGGGAGUCCCAAACUGCAGCAGCGCGCGGCACAGGAGAGCGAGGAGGAGGAGGAGAUGGCGGAGGCGAAGCAGCAGCAGCAGCAGCCGCAGGCGGCGACGGCGGCGGCGGCGAGCGGGGUGUGGAAGACGGUGAAGCCCUUCGCCAACGGCGGCGCCUCCGGGAUGCUCGCCACCUGCGUCAUCCAGCCCAUCGACAUGGUCAAGGUGAGGAUCCAGUUGGGUGAGGGCUCGGCGGCUUCUGUCACCAAGAAAAUGCUUGCAAAUGAGGGAAUUAGUGCCUUCUACAAGGGCUUGUCUGCUGGUUUGCUCAGGCAAGCAACAUACACAACCGCUCGUCUCGGAUCCUUUAGGGUUCUAACAAACAAAGCGGUUGAAGCAAAUGAUGGGAAGCCACUGCCUCUAGUCCAGAAAGCUGGUAUUGGUCUCACCGCAGGAGCAAUUGGAGCCUGUGUUGGUAGUCCUGCGGAUUUGGCACUCAUUAGGAUGCAGGCUGAUUCAACGUUGCCAGCAGCCCAAAGUCGCAAUUAUAAGAAUGCUUUUCAUGCACUUUAUCGUAUUGCUGCUGAUGAAGGUGUUCUAGCACUUUGGAAGGGCGCAGGUCCAACUGUAGUGAGAGCUAUGUCGCUAAAUAUGGGCAUGCUUGCCUCCUAUGAUCAGAGUGUGGAGUUAUUUAGAGACACACUUGGUGCUGGAGAAGUCACUACUGUACUUGGGGCCAGUGCUGUUUCAGGGUUAUGUGCGUCUGCUUGCAGUUUACCCUUUGAUUAUGUGAAGACACAGAUUCAAAAGAUGCAGCCUGAUGCCUCCGGGAAGUAUCCAUACACUGGGUCUCUUGAUUGUGCCAUGAAGACCUUGAAGAGUGGAGGCCCAUUUAAGUUCUACACUGGCUUUCCUGUGUACUGUGUCAGGAUUGCACCACAUGCCAUGAUGACUUGGAUAUUCCUAAAUGAGAUCCAGAAGCUCGAGAAGCGUUUAGGCCUCUAAGAGCUGGUUGGUUCGGUCAUGCUGUCCUUACCUAAGACAUAACAACAGUCCAGGUGUACAUAGUCGAGCAAUUGCUUCUGAUAAACAAAAUCUUUAGCCUAUAUGCUUCCUUGGUGCUUUGAGCCAUUGACACCAAAUGAUCACCUCAUUUAUUGUUCUUUGGAUCAUUUCUUGGUAAAUUUUGGGCUUACAUACUGUUAUCAGUUUAACACGACUACCAAGUACCAUGAGAACAAUACGUUGUUGAAUGUUGAUUACUGGUUUGCCAUUUGUUUGACACUGUUA